Molecule: messenger RNA, 1854 nt
Organism: Galeopterus variegatus (Sunda flying lemur)
Lineage: Eukaryota; Metazoa; Chordata; Mammalia; Dermoptera; Cynocephalidae
Gene: NMNAT2
Product: nicotinamide nucleotide adenylyltransferase 2
Exons: 11
Coding region: 113-1036 (307 amino acids)
Biological process (GO): NAD+ biosynthetic process
Cellular component (GO): Golgi apparatus
Molecular function (GO): nicotinamide-nucleotide adenylyltransferase activity; nicotinate-nucleotide adenylyltransferase activity
Source: RefSeq, a predicted model, not a curated record
GAGCCCACGGCCUCCACCGCCAGAGCCUCGCCUUCCUUUCUCCCUCUGCAGACAUAUCGAGACACAAAAAGAGAGGCCACCCCGAGAGCAGCGCGAGGGACCCGCCCGCACCAUGACCGAGACCACCAAGACCCACGUUAUCUUGCUCGCCUGCGGCAGCUUCAAUCCCAUCACCAAAGGGCACAUUCAGAUGUUCGAAAGAGCCAGGGAUUAUCUGCACAAGACUGGAAGGUUCAUCGUGAUUGGCGGGAUUGUCUCCCCUGUCCAUGACUCCUAUGGAAAACAGGGCCUUGUGUCGAGCAGGCACCGCCUCAUCAUGUGUCAGCUGGCCGUCCAGAAUUCCGACUGGAUCAGGGUGGACCCAUGGGAGUGCUAUCAGGACACCUGGCAGACGACCUGCAGUGUGUUGGAACACCAUCGGGACCUCAUGAAGAGAGUGACUGGCUGCAUCCUCUCCAAUGUCAACACACCUUCCAUGACGCCUGUGAUCGGACAGCCACAACAUGAGACUUCCCAGCCCAUUUACCAGAAUAACAACGUGCCCACCAAGCCCACUGCAGCCAAGAUCUUGGGAAAGGUGGGAGAGAGCCUCAGCCGGAUCUGCUGCGUCCGCCCGCCGGUGGAGCGCUUCACCUUCGUCGAUGAGAACGCCAACCUGGGCACAGUGAUGCGGUACGAGGAGAUCGAGCUGCGGAUCUUGCUGCUGUGCGGUAGUGACCUGCUGGAGUCCUUCUGCAUCCCAGGGCUCUGGAACGAGGCAGAUAUGGAGGUGAUUGUUGGGGACUUUGGGAUUGUGGUGGUGCCCAGGGAUGCAGCUGACACAGACCGAAUCAUGAAUCACUCCUCAAUACUCCGCAAAUACAAACACAACAUCAUGGUGGUGAAAGAUGACAUCAACCAUCCCAUGUCUGUUGUCAGUUCAACCAAGAGCAGGCUGGCCCUGCAGCAUGGGGACGGCCAUGUCGUGGAUUACCUGUCCCAGCCGGUCAUCGACUACAUCCUCAAGAGCCAGCUGUACAUCAACGCCUCCGGCUAGCAGCCACACAGCCCUCCGCUCCACUCUCCCCUCGUCCUCGGCCAACACACUGGGCCCUCCAGCCUCUGCCAGUCCCCGUUUCUCUCCCGCCUCUCUGUUUCUCCAUCUCCUCAUCUUGACUGUUCUCCCCACUUGCUGACUGAACCCCCCACAGUGUGGGGGACCUGCAGAGAACCAUGGCAUUUCCUAUUCCACAGUCAUCUUGGAACAAACUUUCCUCUAGUCUCCGGGUUGGGGGUGGGUGAGGAAAUAGGGGUGGGAGUUGGAGGAAGUGCAGUCUUUGGAGAUGUACUGGUGUCCGUCUCCCAGCAUGCUCUGGGGAGGCGGCUCUGGCUCUCGCCUUCCCAGCAUGCCCUUUACCACAAAGGGCUAUUUUUCUUUUCUUUUUAUUUGUUUAUUUGUUGUUGUUGUUCAAUCUUUGUAGAACUUGGGUGUAAUCAGAGUCCACGGUUCUUCAUGUUUGUAGUCUUGAUGCACUCCUGUGGUGUUACUUCCCUUUGGUAGGACAGUGUAGCCGGUCUCAGCACUCAGUAAGUGCACGGGGGCCACCUCCACUUCUCCAACACGCCCCCCCACACACUCACACACGUGCACACGGCAGCGGCAGCAGCAGCAGCAGCAGCUUUUGGUCAGGAGUGAGACUUCCAGGUCCUGAAACCCUAGAGGCAAGUCUGGGAAUAGUUAGUAGGGUUUCUCAGAAGAAUUUGAGUCCAUUUCCUUAGUUUCAGAAUUCGUUUUCCUGAUGCUUCUGGACCUGUGAUCACACAGAGCUAGUCCAUCCUCAUUUCCCAGUGGCACGUGUGCAUUGACUUAUGUGG